UCUUAGGUCAACCAUAUCAUGCUGCUACUGUCCUGCCUUCUACUCCCCAUGUCAAUGCUUGAGAAGAAGCGCAUCCUUUUUCAUUAACAUACAAAGCCUGAUCGCUCCUUACCAAUCCUUCAUUCUGUCAGUAUCAGCUGGUGUGUCUGAUAAUACUGACUAGAUCUCUUAAUCUUUUCAGAAGGACAUCUACUGUGAUUAUUAUCAACGAUUGGUUUCAAGCUGGUACUUCCCUCCACCAGCCUGAAGUGUCUGUUUUUACCUCCAAUAUAGGUGUCUAUUAUCCCCGCUUAGCUAUUUCCCCCCCCCCCCCCCCCACCCCGCGCCGCUACAUCAGCCAGCCCUUUGCUCCUACCCACAGAGCACACUUAACAGAUGGAUAUUGUUCUCUACUGAAACAAAACUUCCCAUCCCCCUCCAUAUGUUUGAUCCCUGCAAGCUAUAUACUCAUCCGUCCAGUGUAUCAUUCGUGAUAGGGAUAACCAAAGGUGCAUAAAACUACAAAUAUGAUUAUCUCAUCACGGCGUGAUCCAUAUGGGAUGGCUGUUCGCAGGACCCACACAGCAGGCAGCCUUCGGCUGGCUCCGCUAGUCUUGCGAGUUCCGUUCAUCAACUCCCCUCUCCCAUCACCAAGCCUUCCAUCAACAUUCCCUCCUCGUGCUCCCAGGUCCUCCGACUUGCGUGUUCUAAAACCAUGGUGGCGCUUAAGUCUAAUUCUCGGCUGUUGCCUCACCGUUACCUGGCUUACGUUUUCAAUUUGGCACAUUGAAGGUGCUGUCGUUGCUUGCCAAUCGCAUGGGGAAAAUGCACGCGAAAGUUUUGGAAGCAAUACAUUACCGGACACUCCUGGACCUAUUAUGAUCAAAGAUGAAAGAGGACGGACCCGAUGGACAGUCUCAAUUCCACCGGAUCAUAUCGUGCCACUGUCUCCCUCUACUUAUGCGAGAAUAUGCAUGGAGACGUGGGACUUGGCGGCUCAUGUCUCGUUAAUAACGAAUACUAAGUCACGAACAAUUGAUGGGCAACUCUAUAGAUUUCACUACCAGGACAAGAACUUUAUAGACAUUGUUGAUGCGCAAGAACUAGGCCUCCUUCCUAGCAAUUACCCUACCCAAUUCCCUGCUAAAACAAUGGCUGGAUUGGGACGACAGGAGCAUAGUACUGAAGAUUUACCUCCGUGCAAAAAGUCCUUAACCUUCGUGCUAGAGUCGGAUGAUGCUGGCUUCGGUGUAGCAUUGAUGGGUUUAUGGAUGGCCUAUGGACUCGCCAAAGAAGAAGGGCGGGCGUUCUUUAUUGAUGAUUCCAAUUGGGCCUAUGGCAAAUAUACUACAUAUUUCAAAGCUCCACCAUUACCGACAUGUCAUCCUCCAUUUAUGUCCCAGCGGAUACCAUGUCCCUUACAGGCGCGUCAUCUACUGGUUUCGCCGUCUACCUUCCGCUGGAUAUUCAACAAGAAUUUCAGCGAACGGUUUGAAAGCCGACAUAAAACUGGCGUUGAUCGGCAGAAGCCCAUAUUCUCGCUUCUUCGAACUGGAUAUGAGAAUCUCUUUCUUUUGAGCGACACCGACAAUGCGUUUUACAGGAAACGGAUCAUGCAGCUAAGGACCGAUAGGCAGGGGGUUCAGGUUGGGAUUCACAUACGGCGUGGUGACUGUCACCCUCUAGAAUUUCAAUAUGAAAAUUCCUACAUUCCCCUGGACGUUUACACCCAACGAGCUGAAGAACUGGUCAAGUCACUCACUGCUCAGUCCCUUUCGCAAGCCGCAAAGAACACGACGAUCGUGGCCUCUGACGACCCAGAUGUGUAUCUAGCGCCAGAAAUGAGACAUGUCCGGAAGGCCCAAUCAUAUAUCUCCCUAAUAAGUAAAUCUACGCUUGGCACGGCCUCAGCUACCCCCAGGCAGCCCGUGGACACGAAUAGUGGCUGGGAGGGGGGAUUUUUUAAUGGCUUAUUCUGGUCCCUGGGCUCCCCAUUUUCUCGGCCAAGAAGAAGUGAUAGUCCACCCCCAUCAAAAUAUCCUACUUCACUUUCUUCUUCCAGCGGUACCACUCAUCCCUUAUCGGGGCAGAGUGCUGAUACGAGCACCUUUACUUCGGAUGAUGACCAACUUCACCUCCAGUCCCUAGAUAAUGCGCUACGGCUACGUGAAUUUGUCGGUCGCGCAUACAUACUCGAUCUUGCUGUGCUUGGCUCGUCAGAUGCCAUAGUAUGCGGCGUGAGCAGUGUAACAUGUCGACUACUGGGAGUUAUACUUGGCUGGGAGAGAGCGAUUGGGCAAAAGAGAUGGAAAAAUGUGGAUGGUCCCUUGCAUUGGCAAAGCUUUAUUUGGUAGUUAAAUACGGAGUAUCUGACGGGUACGUUAUCGGUCCUAGAUAACAAGCCCUCACUGUAUGUUGGGUAUGUAUGUACAUACGUACGUACGGCACCCAUUAAUGGGCUCGCUGUCCCAUAUGACGGGAAUAAAUAGGGUGCCCCGGGGGAUGGGGGUUACCACAACAGCAAAUCUCCCUGUUCCUGUUGGUGGGAUAUUUGCCGAGAACCAUUAUUUUUUAGUCCUUGAUUUGACCAGGUAGGAGCGCUGAAUAUGUAACGCAGGACGGUUAACCAUAGAAAAGAGACAGUCAACUUAAACA
Coccidioides immitis RS is the source of this 2634-nucleotide messenger RNA. RefSeq lists its product as uncharacterized. Gene Ontology annotation, molecular function: alpha-(1->6)-fucosyltransferase activity. Gene Ontology annotation, biological process: protein N-linked glycosylation. Lineage: Eukaryota; Fungi; Ascomycota; Eurotiomycetes; Onygenales; Onygenaceae. The transcript has a single exon. Bases 507 to 2333 code for a protein of 608 amino acids. The record is from RefSeq and is a predicted model, not a curated record.